AUGAAAAUAUUAUUCUGGUUGAUCUCAUAAGGAUAUAUGUGGUUACCUAGAAAAAUACAGAAAUCUGUACAAAAAUCUUUACUAUUAUAACAGGGAAUUGAUUAAAUAUAAAAAGUAUCAUCUAAAAUUUAAAUUAGAUUGAGUUCUCAAAUGGAGAAGUGUAAAAGAUUACAAAUUUUGAAAUUGCAACCAAUAAUAUCAAAUUAAUUAGUGUAUGGAAAUGUUUUAUUUGUUUAGAUUAAUACUAUUAUAGUGAUAUUAAUAGAAAAAAUUAUAAGCAUUGAAAAUAUUAUAAUACUAGGAAUUCUGAUUAUAGUACUUUCUGGAUAAACUUAUCAUCAUGAUCAAAACGAAGAAAUUAUUGUAUAUUAUACUCUAUUUUGUUAUCUCUUCAAUUUAUUGUUAUAUCUUGGAAACAUAUUAAUAAUUACAUUUUAACGAAUGAUAUAAUAAAAUACCAUUAAUUCUUAACAAUGCACUAUCAUUGCUAAAUUUCCAGAUUUAACAGCAAAAUAAUUAUCAAAUUAAAACAUUGAGUAAAUUAACAUAUAUUAUUUUAAUAGAUUACGUUCAUAUGAAACUAUUAAUUGGAGUUAAUUAAAAGUUGGUCAUAUUAUUUGCUUAUAAUAAAAUGAAUAAAGUCCUGCUGAUUUAUUAAUACUUGAUUCUAGUAAAGAGUAGGUUUUAAUAAAUUUUGAUUAAAGAAUUCCAUGCUCUUGUACUUUUGUUAGUUUAAAUUAAACAAUUAAAGGAAAUAUUUUAGAUUUCAAAACAAAAUUAAGUGGAACUAUUUAAUUCACUAUUACAGAUCUUUCAAUUUAAGGUACAAUCAAAAUGAAAAAUGAUCCAAAACUAACUCCUUUUACUAAAAAGAAUAUGAUUUAAAGAGGAGAAAUAUUAGAUUCUGUUGAUUGGAUAUUUGGUAUGGUAAUUAGAGUAGGUAAUGAUUGCAUUGCUUAAUCUAAUUUUUCCAAUUAAAAUUUUACACAAUCUAGUUGGAUAAAUAAUAUUUAUUAGUAGAUUAUACUAAUAUUUAUUGUAUUGUUUAUAAUAUUAUUUGUUCCAAAUAUCAUUUUUUAUUCUUUUUAAUCUUAUGAGAAAUAUUUCUAUAGUAGUAUUACUUAUUGUUUAUUAAUAAUACCUUAAAAUUUAUUAUGGUUAAAUUAAUUAUGGCUUCUGAUUAAUAUGAUAAGAAACAAUAUGAUAUUUAAUAAACAAUAAGAUAAAGAAUGUGUUAGAUAGAAAUCAGUUAAUAGAUUAUUGAGUGAAAUUAAUGAAAAUCAAUUACUUAUUAUAUCUGAAAAUGAUAAGAAAGUUCUAUUACCAAUAUAAAAAUAAUUUAAAAUUAAUCUCUUAACAAUUUAAUAAACAGAAAUAGAAACUUAAAAAAAGUAGAAAACAAAUUUUAAAGGAUUUUUGACAUUCUCACCUAAAAAUAUACUUGAUAUGAUUAAAGGAGAUAUGAUAUUAAUAGAUAAUCCUUAAGAAAUAUUUAAAAAUAAUCAUUAAAUUAUGUAAAUAAUUACUAAAAAUUAAAAAUAAUAUAUAUUUAACUACUAAAAAUUAUAAGAAUUAAUUAAAAAAGCAUCACCUACUUUAAAAACCAAUUAUGAAAAAUUAUUAAUAGAUACUAAUAGACAAUAGACUAAUGAUGAAUAAAAGACACAAGAUUUAGAUUUUUUAUUAGCUGAAAAAAAAGUUCCUAAUUUAAGAAAUUCAAAUGAAAGCUUUAAUUAAAUUAAAAAACUUUAAAUGGCAUCAAGGGAUGAACUUACAAUUAAAACCUUAUCAGGCACAUAAAAACAAUAAUUACCUAAAAAGAAAAGUACAAGAUAUAUAUUUGAUUAAUCAUUUGCAAAAAAAUCAUUAGAACGAAUUGAUUCUAUGAAAGAUCUAAAUAAAGUUAAUAAUAGUGCUUCCAAUAUUAAUACUACACCUACACCUCCUGUUUCUUUGUAAAAAUAAAGAAGUUAAUUUUUUGGCAGAGGUGGAACUUUAAUAAGAUAAUUCAAUAAUAACUCUUCUCUUUAAAUAUCUCCAAUAAAAUAGAGUGAAGAUUAAGGAACAGACAGAUUGAUUGGAGAUUAUUAUAAUGAAUAAGAUUUUAUAGAUUAACUUUAUAAAAAGGAUGAUACUCUUCAUAAUGAAAUUUUAUUGAUGAUUCUAAUUACUAAUAAUAUUUUGAGUGUUUUUGAUGAUUAAACUAGAGAGUUAUAAUUUAAUUUUGGGAAUAAAUUUGAUUAAUCAUUAUUAGAAUUUACAAAAAUUUUUAAUUAUUAAUUAUUAUGUAGUACUGAAAUUGAAAACUCAAGAUUAGAUUAUUAAUUAAAAACAUAUAUAAAAAAGGUUAUAUCUAUAGAAAAUUAGGUGAAAGUUUUUGAAAUUUUGGCAUUUUUAGAACCAACUGAAAAUAGAAAGAAUACUCUGUCUGUUUUAGUAAGAGAUCCUGAAUCAUUUCUAUUAGAAGAGGGUUCUAUAUUAUAUACAAGAAUUUAAACUAAUGAAUUGAAAAAUCUAUUAAAAGGGAAAAAUGAUUCUAAUAACAUAUAACCAGAAUAUUAUAACUAUUAUAAUGAAUAAUUAUAAGAAUUAUUAUGGGAUGGUUAAUCAACUUUUAUUUACAGUAAAAGAUAGUUAAAUUAACAUCAAACAUAAGAAUUUUUAUAAAAAUUAUCAUAAUUGCAUGAUGCUUAUGGGAAUAGAUCAUAAGAAAUAGAGAUUGAAUACUAAAAAUUAGAAUCAUAAAAUGAAAUUUUAUUUUGUAUAGGUAUUAAAUCAGGGCAUCAUAAUAAUUAAAUACAAAUAUUACAAAAUGAAUUUAAUAUAGAUUCUCUUUAAGAUGAUAAACUUUUUCAAACUUUGUAGAUGUAAAAUAUUAAAACUUGUUUAACAACUUCAGAGUCAUAUGAAGAAUUAAUUAUUUUUCUUAGAUCUCAUUAAGUUGUUUAAAAAGAAUAAAUAGUUCAUUUUAAUGAAAGAGAUAUUUAAUAAUUAUAAUAUAGAUUUAGAUAACAUAUAUAAUAUAUGUUAGAAGAAUAAGAUAUCAUGGGAUGUGAUAUAUAAAAACAUUUAGAAAAAUAUAUAAUCAUCAGUAAAUAAUCAUUCAAAAUAAUAUUGUAAGAUGAUUAUCUAAAAUAUCAUUUUGUAUUUAUUACAUAAUUUGCAAGUGGAUUAGGAGCUUAUGAAUUUACUGGAAAAUGUAAUGGAUAAUUAAUAAAAUUACUAAAAUUAAAUAAUAAGAAAAUAAUUACAAUUGGAAAUUCUCUAUAAAAUAAUUAUUUAUUUAAUAAAUCAGAUAUUAGUUUUACUUUAUCUUAAAAUAAUCGUUUUUUUUGUAUAACUUAACCAAAUUUCAUAGUUAAGAAUAUUAAAUAGAUAUUUUCACUUUUUUAUUUUUAUUGUACUUAGUAUUUAUAAAAUUACAUUUCUCUUUUAGAAAUACAAAUAUACAGAAGUACUUUAAUAGGAUUAUCAGUUUUUGGGAUAAGUUUUUCUUUAAACGAUAUAAAUUUAUAUACUUUAAUAAUAUUUUAUCUUAUUCCAAGCAACUUAUUAACAUUCAUUUAUUAAUAAUAUUUGCUUAUUAAUUAAGUAGAUUAUGAUUUGAAACAUCUUAAUAGUUUUGCUAAAAGAUUGAACAUAUUAAAAAAUGAAAAAAUAUUUAAAUAAAUAAGUAAAAUAAUAAUAAUUGGAUUAUUUGAUUCUUCAUUUGUAAUUUUAUUAGAAAAGGCAUUAAUAAACUUAUCAUAUAAUGAUGGUAAGAUAAACUAAACAUUAUAAAUAGUAUUAUUGUAUACAGGUAUUGAAUUAUUAGAGAAAAGUAAAUUAUUAUUUAUUGUUUUUGAUAUGUUUAAUGAUAUUUUAUAUAAGAUUAAGCAAAUUCUUAUUAUGAUAUCUUUAGCAUUGAUUUUAUCAAUUAGUUAUUUAAUAGUACAAUCAAUUUAAGAUAAUUAAAAGAUUUCAUUGUAAUUCAAUUUUGUAGGAUUAUUAGUUUUUAUAUUUAUGGUUAUAUUUUUAGUAGGUUUAUCAUUUGUGAUGUAUUAAUUAUUAUAAUUCAUUAAUAUUGAGUUUUCAUUUCCAAUUGAUAAUGUUUAAUUAGAUAUUAACAUGAAAGAGAUCAAUGAUAUAAAAUAAAACUUGAACUUUGAAAUUAAUGAAAAAGGAUACUUUUAAAAUAUAAAGAAAAUGAUAGAAACUUUAUUUGAAAAUAUGGAUAUUGUUGAUGAAUAGAUAACUAAAUUUAUAAAAGUAGAUUAGACAGCAAUAGAUUAUAUGGAUAAAAAUCAUGGAUUUUAUGAUAGAAGAACAGAGAAUGAUUUUAUGGAUUUCUUUAGAUAAUAGAAUUGGUAAAAAUAUAGUUUAUUAUAUGUAUUUAUAUUUUAUGAAGUAACAAUAUUUAUAGUUCACUUAUACGAAAUUAUGAUGAAUAACUUUUCAACAUCAAUCCUAAUAAUAAUUAUUAUCUAAUUAUUAAUAUAAUUAUUAAUUGUAAUUUUAUAAUUUAAAUUCAUAAACAAUAGAACUUUGUAAUAAUAAUUAUAAAUAUUAUCAUUUGGAUUAAGAUUUGUAUUUAAAAUUCUAAUAGAUUUACUUUAUUUAGAUUAAAGUAAGGAAUUUAAUGCAUUUUUAUAUCAUACCUUAUUUAUUUUAUCUUUUGCACUUACAACACAACCAAAAAUCAAUAUAUAUUUAUAUGUUGCUUUAUAAGUGAUUAUGUAUCUUUUUAAUUUAGUAUUGGAUGGAUUCACAAUUAAUUUUGAUAAUGUUAAUUAAGCUAUAUUUUGUUCAUUAAAAUAUUUUUUUAUAAUAAUAGAGAUCUCAUACCCUAUUUUUAAUUAUAUAUAGAAAAUAUAAUUUUUAUAAAGAUCAUCCUAUGUUUAUUAAAAUAGAUUAACUAAGGAAUAGAAGAAAAUUAAUAGUGUAUUGGGUCUAUUAAUGCCACGAUUCAUUUAAGAAAGAAUGAAUAAAGGAUAAAUUUAAAUCUCAUAAGAUUAAGGUGAUGUCAGUGUGUUAUUUUGUGAUAUUUAUUAAUUUGAUAAAGUUAUUAAAGAUUAAUAAGAAAAAAUUAUAGAAUUUUUAGAUACUAUUUAUAGAGCUUUUGAUUAAUUGUGUUAAAAUUAUGAUUUGUAAAAAAUUGAAACUGUUGGUAAAACUUAUAUGGCAGCAGGAGGACUUAAAGAUUAUGAUGUUGUUAUAAGUAAGUUCACAUUAUUUAUUAUAGAUUAAAAAAAUGCAAAUAGUACUUCUAGAGCCCUUGAAACUGCAAUAUAAAUGAUGGAAACUGUAAAAACAAUGAAAUAUGGAGAUAAUUAAGAUGUUCAAUUGAAGAUAGGAAUUCAUUAUGGCAGAGUGAUUGCUGGAGUUAUUGGUGUUCAUAAACCUUAAUUUUCACUUAUAGGAGAUACAGUUAAUACAACAAGUAGAGUAUGUAGUACAGGUGAAGCUGGAUUUAUUACUUUAAGUGAGGCUGCAUAUUUAAAUAUUAAGGAUAAUACUAAAUAUUCAUUUGAAUAAAGAUCAGUUGCUGCUAAAGGAAAAGGCAUGAUAGAAACUUAUAGAUUGAUUUUAUAAUAAAAAGAAUCAACAAGAAAUUUGACUCCAAAAGUAUCAACAAAAGAAUGUUAAGACAAAAAUUCAAUAUAAGGUAAAGAAACAAAAAAAAUAUUAAAUUUCAAAUCAUCUACAGAUAAAAAGAAUAUCCUUAAAAGACCAUCUGUAUAACCAGCGUAAAUUGGAGCUUUAAUGCUUGGUGAUCAUGCUAAGUCACCAAAACUUGUUAUAAGAUAAUUACAUAGAGAAACAUAGUCUUCUAUUAUGCCUAAUAUGAUAUUAAAAUAAAAACCAUCAGCAGAAAAUUAUUAAGAUAUCAAACGUUUGAAUUCUAUUAAAUCAAAAUCAUUUAAUUAAGUAAUUAUUAUUAUAUUAAUUGCAAGAAUGAUGAUAUUCAAAUGAAAGAGAUCAAUCAUUCAAGUAAUGCAAAAACUCCUGGUUUUUAAAAGAAUUGGAUUUAAAAACGUCAAAGUGUUUUAGAUAAUAUUUAACCAAAUGGUUUAAUAAUACAAAAUAAUUAAUAAGAUUCUAUUACAUAGAUUUAAUUCUAAACUGAUCCUAAACCAUUAAAUUAAAUUGUAUCAUAAUCCUGUCAAUAACAAUUAUUUUAAUCUGGUGUUAAUCUAUCUCAUUAAUCUAAUCAAUAAUAAUUUUUAAAUUCAGCUGAUUAAUUAUUAAAGUAUACUGAUUAACAGAUUGAUAACAAUAAAUAAGAGGGUUUCAAUUUUAUUCCUAGGCCAUAAAUUAAGAAGAGAGGAACCAUAAUUUUGGGAGAACUAAUAUAAAAAAAGGGAGCAAUUAUGAAAUCUAAUACAAAAAUAGUAUUACCUGAAGAAAGGGAUAAAAAUUAAAUAGUUAAAAUAUCUGGUGUAGGUGGAGAUAGUGAUUCUUAAAUGGAAUAGAAAAGAUAUAUCAGAAAUUAAAGAUCUCUUAAAUUAUUAUAACUUUAAGAGUCUAGUUCUGCUUUAAAGAAAAGUCCAGAGUCUAAUAUUGAAAGAUUAGAAGAAUUAGAAAUAGCUAAAAAAAAGAUGAUUAUUACAUCUGAAUAGAAAUUUGAUUAUUAAACAUUAGAAAAAAUUAAGAAGUUUAAAUUAGACUAUGAUGAUAAGUCUACAUUUGAAAUUGAUAAUAAUUAAUUCAAAAAUGAUGAUUAAUAAUUGUAUCAUUCUAUUUAUGAAGAAUACAAAGAAUAAGAAAAAUCAUAGAUGAGAACUAUUUUAAUAUUUGUAACUGCCUUAAAUUUAUUUAAGGGUUUACUUUUAUUUAUAAUAAGCUAAGAAUUUUAUGAUACUUAGAUUGAAUUAAUAAUUAUAUAAGUUUGCUAAUUUGUUAUAUGUUCCAUUUUGACAAUUUGUUAUUCAAUGAUUUAAGAUAAAAUGAGUUUAGAAAUGCUUAAAAUAAUUAUUUGGAUUUAUUUUUUUAGUUUAAGUAGUCUAUCUAUAUUAAUAAUCUUUUUUGAGAAAUAAAAGGGUUUUGAAGUAAUUUUAUAAAUAAGUACUAUAACAGCUAUGUAUAUAAAUAUUUAUCUUUCAUAAAUAUUAAAUUAUGAAGAUAGAUAAAGAUUUGUUGCUAUAUUUAUGAUUGCAAUAACAAUUAUGAUAGUUUAUGAAGAAUAUAUUUUAGAAAUAAUUAUUUAUUAAUUAGGAAUAGCAGGAUUAACUUUUUUUUAUUAAAUGCAAGAAAAAGAAUUAUUAUUUAAGAAUUAUUUAAUAAGUUUACAAUUAUCAACUUAAAUAGCUAAAUAUGAAAACAUGCUUUAAUAUUUAAUGCCUCCACAUGCAUUGAGAAGAUUGUUAAAUCCAGAUUAAGAGAAUACAGAUACAUUCAUGGAUGUAUUAGAAAAUACUACUGUUUUAUUUGCAGAUAUUGCUGGUUUCACUAAAUAUUCAAGUUCUGUUGAACCAGAAACUGUGGUUGAUAUGCUUAGAAAUUUAUUCUCAAAUUUUGAUUAAUAUUGUUAGAAAGCAGAAAUUUAUAAGUUAUUUACAAUAGGAGAUUGUUAUGUUUGUAUGGGUGUUUUAGAUUGUAAGAAAAGAGAUCCUGCAGGAGAAGUAAUUUUUAUUUUAACAAUAGGCAUAAAAAGUCUUAGCAUUUGGUUUUAGUAUGAUUGAAAUCAUCAAUCAUUAUAAAAAAGAUCCAUAAUAUUAGCAUCUAAAUAUGAGAAUUGGAGUUCAUACAGGUAGAGUAUUAGGAGGUGUAGUUGGAACAGAUGUUGUUAGAUAUGAUAUCUAUGGAGAAGAUGUUACAAUAGCAAAUCUUAUGGAAUCAUCAGGAUAAGUAAUAGAUUAUAUUUAUUUUAGGAAGGAAAAAUAUUAGUCAGUGAAGUCACUAAAAAUUUAGUUGAAAGUGAAUAUGAAGGAUUCUAAUUUGAUUAUGCUAAAGAUGUUUAUCUACCCUCAAAAAAUAUGACCAUAUCUACUUACUUUGUUUAACCUAGUGAUAUAGAAUACAGUUAAGAUGAUUGA
Paramecium pentaurelia is the source of this 8015-nucleotide messenger RNA. NCBI's taxonomy places the organism in Eukaryota, Ciliophora, Oligohymenophorea, Peniculida, Parameciidae. The record is from the annotation of a GenBank genome assembly.